AUGUGUGAGCACAAAUUUACACUUAGAAACUGCUAUCUUUAUCUAUCUAUCUCUACCCAUCUAUUCACUGAUUCAUCUAUGUCUGUUCAUAGCUAUCUAUCUUCACAUCUUUCUAUCUUUCUGUGUUCACAUCUUUCUGUCUAUCUAUCUGUGUUCACAUCUUUCUAUCUAUCUAUCUCUGUUCAUAUCUCUAACUGUCUAUCUAUCUCUGUUCAUAUCUCUGUCUAUCUAUCUCUGUUCAUAUCUCUAACUGUCUAUCUAUCUCUGUUCAUAUCUCUAACUGUCUGUCUAUCUAUGUUCAUAUCUCUAACUGUCUGUCUAUCUAUCUCUGUUCAUAUCUCUGUCUAUCUAUCUCUGUUCAUAUCUCUAACUGUCUGUCUAUCUAUCUCUGUUCAUAUCUCUGUCUAUCUAUCUCUGUUCAUAUCUCUGUCUAUCUAUCUCUGUUCAUAUCUCUGUCUAUCUAUCUCUGUUCAUAUCUCUGUCUAUCUAUCUCUGUUCAUAUCUCUGUCUAUCUAUCUCUGUUCAUAUCUCUGUCUAUCUAUCUCUGUUCAUAUCUCUAUCUGUUCCUAUCUAUCUCAACUCAAAAUGUCUCCUUUCUUCACAUCUACUUCAUCCAUCAAAAUGUACAGCUUUUAUAAAAUGUAA
This is a messenger RNA of Acanthosepion pharaonis, 645 nucleotides long. The record is from the annotation of a GenBank genome assembly. Lineage: Eukaryota; Metazoa; Mollusca; Cephalopoda; Sepiida; Sepiidae.